CCGAACUCAUUGCAACAAGGAAGAUGGAGAGUGGAGCAAAAAAAUGGGGUUUUCAAGGGAAGCCGGAGCUGAAUGCAGCGUCAGCCACCACCGUGCGAGGAUAUCUCGACCUGUUAAAUGGAAACAUCAACAAAGAUAAUAGCUCCUCGGUCGUUCCUCUUGCUCAUGGCGACCCCUCUCAUUUUCCAAACUUCAGGACCACCUCCGCAGCCGAAGAUGCCAUCGUUGAUGCCGUACGUUCGGGUAAGCAUAAUUUUUAUGCGCCCACCGUUGGUAUUCUUCCGGCAAGAAGGGCAAUUGCAGAUUACCUCAACCGUGACACUCCGUACAAAUUAUCGCCGGACGAUGUUUAUCUAACGAUUGGAUGUUGUCAAGCAAUAGAAGUUGUUAUGGCAGUUCUUUCCCGCCCUGGUGCCAAUAUCUUGCUUCCUAGACCAGGCUUUCCGUACUAUGAUACUUGGUGUUCUUAUAACCAUCUUGAAAUGCGUCAAUACGAUCUUCUUCCUGAAAAAGGUUGGGAAGUUGAUCUUGAUGCCAUUGAGACUCUAGCAGAUGAGAAUACUGUUGCUAUGGUUAUUAUAAACCCAGGCAACCCUUGUGGAAAUGUCUUCAGCUAUGAACAUCUCAACAAGGUUGCAGAGACAGCAAGAAAGCUUGGGAUUUUGGUUGUUGCUGAUGAAGCUUAUGAUAAUCUGGUCUUCGGAAGCACUCGGUAUGUGCCAAUGCGAGUAUUCGGGUCGACCGUCCCGGUUCUCACCCUGGGGUCUAUAUCAAAGAGAUGGAUCGUUCCUGGUUGGCGCCUAGGGUGGCUUGUCACAAGAGAUCCUAAUGGCAUUCUUAAAAAAUCUGGGGUAAUUGAUUCGAUCAUAGGAUUCCUUGGUUUCUCUGCUGAUCCGGCAACAUUUAUCCAGGCAGCGAUUCCUCAAAUUAUAGAGAAUACAAAGGAGGAGUUUUUCUCAAACAUUAUCUGCGUGCUUAGGGAAUGUGCUGAUAUAUGCUAUAACACAAUUGAGGAGAUACCAUUCUUAACUUGUCCAAAGAAACCAGAAGGAUCAAUGUUUGUCAUGGUGAAGCUGAACGUAUCGAUGUUGGAAGGCAUAAAUGAUGAUAUGGAUUUCUGCCUGAAGUUAGCUAAAGAAAAAUCAGUCAUUAUUCUACCUGGGAGAGCAGUGGGAAUGAAGAACUGGCUUCGCAUUAGCUUCGCUAUUGAGUCGUCUCUUAUCCGAGAAGGCUUGGCAAGGGUAAAAGACUUUUGCCGAAGGCAUGCCAAGAAGCCAUUGAAUAGGUGAAAUGUGUGGUGUGAUCAACAACAAAGCGUUGCAUUCCAUAACCCAGUUCGAUUUGCUGGUUAAC
Molecule: messenger RNA, 1353 nt
Organism: Hibiscus syriacus
Lineage: Eukaryota; Viridiplantae; Streptophyta; Magnoliopsida; Malvales; Malvaceae
Product: nicotianamine aminotransferase 1-like
Exons: 7
Coding region: 24-1289 (421 amino acids)
Biological process (GO): biosynthetic process; amino acid metabolic process
Molecular function (GO): transaminase activity; pyridoxal phosphate binding
Source: RefSeq, a predicted model, not a curated record